GAAGUCCAGCUUAUAGGCAGAGGGAGUGGAAAGAGUGUUGAGUACAGCACAAAGCAGAGGAAAGCAAGAGCUAGAAAUUAUUUAAAAAAUCCAGGAUUGGACAAGAAAGUCACGAUGAAGCCGUUUUGCCUGUUGCUGCUGCUAGCUUGUUCCACGGCCGCCAUCCCUCUGGAGUCAUCAGGUAGACAAGAUUUCCCCACCCUGACCUCCCAGGCCCGUACCACAGCACCGAGCCCAACCCAAGAAAAGUCUCGCUUUGCCAUGCUGGAUGAUGUUCGUCUUCUUGCAAACGGCCUGCUUCAGCUAGGCCAGAGUCUACGAGAGUUUGUGCACAAGACCAAGGGCCAAAUCAACGACAUCUUCCAAAAGUUGAACAUUUUCGACCGCUCUUUCUACCAGCUCUCAGUGGUCACGUCUGAGAUCAAGGAGGAAGAGGAGGAGCUGAAGAAGACCACAAAUUUCUUGAAGGCCAACAACGAGGAGAUCAAGAACUUGUCGCUGGAAAUCAACUCUAAGAUCAACGGCAUCCUUCAGGAGCGCACACAACUGCAGAGCAAAGUGGGGAACCUCGAGGAGCGGCUGAAGGGACUGUCGCUGAGCAUUAUCCCUGCUGAACAGCUUAGUGAAAUCACAACGCUCAAGGAAGUGAUUGAAUCUCAAGAGAAAACAAUUAACAAUCUGCUGAAAGCUGUGAAGGAGCAGCAUGAUCAGCUUGACAACCAGAAAUACAAGAUUAUAAACCUGGAGGAAAAGCUAAACUAUGACAGCUUUCAAGAUACAGUCGAUAAGUCAAUGGAUCCAGAUCCUGCAGCGCCUGAUAUGUUUGAAUAUCUGACAGGAAACUCAACUGACUUGGACAUGAAUGAUCUCACAAUGGACUGCAGUGAGUUGUUUAACAAAGGAGAGGCAAAAAGUGGAGUCUAUGUUAUCAAGCCGAACCAAUCUGAGCCAUUCAACGUUUACUGCGAAAUGGGUUCAGAUGGAGGUUCAACUGUCAUCCAACGCAGGGAAGAUGAUUGGGUGGAUUUUGACAACACAUGGGACAAGUAUGAGAAAGGCUUUGGAGAUCUGGAGAAGGACUUCUGGUUGGGCUUAAAGAAAAUCCACAGCCUUACUCAGCAGGGAGUUUACAUCCUGCGUAUUGAUUUGGAGGACUGGAAGGAGGGGAAGCACUGGGCUGAGUACCGCUUCUCAAUGGAGGGGGCCUCCAAGGGCUACACCGUUCAUGUCAGCCACUUCUCUGGUGACCUGCCUGAUGCCAUGGCCAACAGCACCGGCAUGAGAUUCUCCACUAAAGACAGAAAUAAUGACAACCACCAAAACCCCAAAUGCGCUCGCAGUUACACAGGUGGUUGGUGGUUCAAUGCUUGCAGAGAGUCCAACCUUAAUGGACGGCAUUUGUGGUUGAGGGCAAGAGGGCGCUCUAUGAGAAGGAAGGGCAUUUACUGGAAGCCCGGCACAGGGCCGUCAUAUUCCCUCAAGAUGACCAAAAUCACCGUACGACCAGCUACUACUGCUGAAAGCUUCAACUGAACCACACAAGUCAUACCUGUACUUAUAACACAACAAACAUUGAUACGGUCUAAUGCUCAGCCUAUAAGCUCCAUAGAAGCGGAAAGUGAAGUAACACAGGCAUAUUCUUAGUUUAUCUUUAUCUUUAAGUUGAUUGCUUCCAAACUGCGUUUUGUAGGAGGCGGGUGCGGACCAAUAGAUAACAGGCAAAAAAAUGUAACAAAUUGAUGAACUGUCGCAAUGAUACAACUAUGCCACACAGGUCAUUCACCUAUUGGGUGUAAUCAAGCAAGCGCAGUAGAAUUGUCAUUAUGCAACAUCUGCAAUCACUUGCAAAAUGGACAUAUUGAUCAACAUCAGCAACUCGAUUCCGUGCUGGCUGCAAAACGCCACAGUACUGCAGUGGGAAAGAAAACUAUGAGGAGAGAUUAUGAAGCGAUUAUAAAAACUGAGUUUGCUUGGCUAGAACAGAGAACUUAAAUGUAUUUAAAAGCUUCUAUGUUGAUAAAGCUAUUUAAAAUUAUUAUUAUCUUUGUGAUGUGAAACUGUUUCAUGUUUAUAUAAGUCAACGUUCAAGAGAAACUCUGCAUCUCCAACAUUUUAAAAGGCGUCCAAACUGGUGUUUUUUUUUCAAUGAAGGUAAUUUCUGUCCAGGUAUUUUACACUGAAUCAUCCCUAGUUUCAUAGAAAACAAUCCACAAAGUGGGGACAAUGUCAGCAUUCAAAUACUGUACACAAUUGGAGAAAGAAAGCUUUGGCAGCACAAUGAUGAAGGCUUUUGCAUUGUUUGUUCUAUUUUUUUUUUUACUUUGUAAAGUAUUUAAACCAUGUUCAUGCUAUUAUAUGACUUCUGCUGGUAUUGUUAGAAAAACAUAAUUUCUGUGUAUUUCCAAAUUGAUUGAGUCAUAUUGACUCUUGUCCACUAUAACAAUAUAAGUAACUGUAGUGUAAAUGUGCUUCAUAUUAACAAGUCACCCUAAUAAGUCUAACAAAACAUAUUUAUGAAGUCAAAAUAAAA
This is a messenger RNA of Anoplopoma fimbria (sablefish), 2530 nucleotides long. It is a transcript of the gene angptl3, whose product is annotated as angiopoietin-like 3. Bases 115 to 1533 code for a protein of 472 amino acids. Gene Ontology annotation, biological process: phospholipid catabolic process; triglyceride homeostasis; phospholipid homeostasis. The transcript is spliced from 7 exons. The record is from RefSeq and is a predicted model, not a curated record. NCBI's taxonomy places the organism in Eukaryota, Metazoa, Chordata, Actinopteri, Perciformes, Anoplopomatidae.